CGCGAACGCGAACCGAACGCGAACGAACAACAUUGCUGUCAGCGAACAUGGAAUGUCUCCCAUGAAAACAUAAAUAAAUGGCCACCGUUGUUAUUACGUUUUUCCUCUUCACGCGAUUUUGUGUUUAUAAAAUGGAUGCCGACUUCUUAGAUAGGCGAAGGAGUGGAGAAAUAUCGCAACGCGAGAAAAGGUGGAGCAUGAAUUCACAAAGACUCGAAGAAAUUGUGGCGGAGCUGAUGAAGCCUAUCAGCGACGUCCGCCGCAGCUUCGACACGGACCUCAGCGCGUUACUGGAGGAGUACCUGACGGAGGCGGGCCUUCACGCGCUCGAGGCGAGUGAGGAGGACGGCGUGCUGGAAGACGGGAUGGGGGCGGGGGUGGGGGCUGGGAUCGCUCCCAACUUUACAGAGCUGGCGCUGCUGCUGCAACAUUCGGCCAGUGUGUACGGACGCAAAGUGGAUUUCCUAUACCAGCACGUGCUCUCCGUCAGCGACUCGCUGCAGAACAGCGCGCACAUCGGGCUACGAUAUCUCGAUUCGACAUCGGGUUCAAUCGGCACCGGAUCGUGUGCGCUCACCGAGACGAUCUCCAGCUCCUGUCGCCGUUCGCUCCGGAGCGUCUCGGGUUCGGACGUCGCCAGAGUCGUCUGUCGAUCUAAUAAUUUAUCGAGAAUUCUAUCGAUCGGCCCCCCGUCAUCACCAUUCAGAUUUUCCGUCCUCCGGCGGCGCCCGACGACCUCCGGAGCCGAGCGGGGUCGCCCGCCAGUUUCGAGAGGUCGCAGAUAACGAAUUCCGGGUUCGAUUUCCGGGCGGGUCGAGGUUGAAAAUGAGCUAAUCUAUAUUAUACUAGGCCGAGGAACGGGAUAUAUCGAAGAACGAUGUAUGCGUAGAGAGGUGGAGCGCGCGGACGAGGCGGGGGCGGAGGGCGGCAGUAAGCGGCGACGCGUGGGGGCGGACGCGGGGGCGGGCGCGGGGUUCCAGCCCCUGGAGCUGACGGCGUGCGGGGGCAGCGCGCGCGAGGCGGGCGCGCCGCGGCCCCCGCCCACGCUCCCGCGCGUGUACAUCGAGCUGGAGCCGCGCCGCCUCGCGCCCGGCGACCGCGUGUGCCACGACUACGGCGGGGAGCCCGUGGGGCUGCUGGCCGACUUCCACGUGGCGUGGCGGCUUCAGGAGGGGAUGCUGGUGGACGAGCUGGAGGGCUGGGACGGGGGCGGGGCGCGCAGCCUGCGGCCCAUCCCGCUGAUGGAGCUGCAGGCCGCCAUCCAGGCCGGCGCGCCCCCCGCGCUGCCCCCGCGCGCCCCCACGCCGCCCCCCGCGGAGCCCGCGUCGCCCCCCUCCUGCCCCGCGACGCCGCCCCCGCCCGAGCCCGGCGGCGCGAGCACGCCGCUGCCGCUCCUCAAGAAGGAGAGGAAGAGGCGGAACGAAACCCCGAUAGACGACCCGGCCGGGGGACGCUUCGAGAUUCUCAUUAGCAAAAGUUGGUGA
Messenger RNA from Diatraea saccharalis (sugarcane borer), 1484 nucleotides. The record is from the annotation of a GenBank genome assembly. Lineage: Eukaryota; Metazoa; Arthropoda; Insecta; Lepidoptera; Crambidae.